AUGGUGUAUAUGUAUCUUUUUCCUCUUAUAUUUUUCUCUGCAGAAGAUUAUUCUUGUGGUGGCUUGCUUUCCUCUUCAUCUGGUACAUUACAGAGUCCAUUUUACCCAAGAAAUUAUCCAAACAAUGCCAAUUGUGUGUGGGAGAUAGAAGUAAAGAGCAACUUCCGUGUCAAACUCACAUUUGAAGAUCUUCAGAUGGAAGGUGGCAGGUGCCUCUCUGACUAUGUGGAAGUCUAUGAUGGACCACUCCAAACCUCUCCUCUCCUUGGGAAAUUUUGCUCUGGUUAUUAUCGCACGUAUACAUCUUCCUCAAACCUGAUGACUGUUCGAUUUCACAGCAACUCCCGAUACACUUACAGAGGGUUUCAGGCCAAGUAUUAUUCUAGUCCAGCAGAUGAGAGCACUACACUGCUGUGUUUGCCAGACUACAUGCACGUAGUAGUGAGCAGAUACUUCCUUCAGUCCCAUGGCUACUCUGCUUGGAAUCUCACCUUGAACGACCCUCUGUGCACACCCAACAUCACAUCAGAGCAUGUUGCAUUCGACAUUCCAUACAAUCACUGUGGCACAAUCAGAGAGGGAAACAACAAUACAAUCACCUAUUCCAAUGUUAUUAGAGGAUCCUCUUCUGGCACUGUAAUCACAAGGAAUAGAAAUCUUCUCUUGCAUGUCAACUGCAAAAUGCUGCAGGACACGUGGGCACAAAUAAUGUAUGUCGCAGAUGACAACUUUGCAGUCAACGAAACCCAGUACAGCAGAUAUGAUGUAAACCUCACGUUUUAUGACUCUUCAUACUUCUCACGGCCAGUGUACGACUCACCAUACUAUGUCAAAAUCAACCAGAAUUUGUUCCUUGAAGCUUACCUGCACAGCUCUGAUCCAGACCUGGUGUUAUUUCUGGACACCUGUGUGGCAUCUCCCACUCCCCACAAUUUUACGACAGGAACCUACGAUAUAAUCAAGAAUGGGUGUGUUCGGGAUCAUACCUAUGCUACAUAUUACUCCCCCUCCAGACACAUACUCCGGUUUAAGUUCAAUGCCUUCCAGUUCAUUCAGAGCAAUCCAUCGAUUUACCUGCAGUGUGAAUUUGUGGUGUGCAGGGCCUAUGACUAUUCUUCCAGAUGCUACCAAGGCUGUGUUAAUAGGUCCAAGAGAGAGGCAAGCUCUGAACAUGAAAGUGUGAUUGUUGUUACUGGCCCGAUACAGCUUUGGGAACUUGAUCCUGAGUAUGGGAAAGAAUAUGAAUCUAAAUAA
Molecule: messenger RNA, 1254 nt
Organism: Acanthisitta chloris (rifleman)
Lineage: Eukaryota; Metazoa; Chordata; Aves; Passeriformes; Acanthisittidae
Product: deleted in malignant brain tumors 1 protein-like
Exons: 5
Coding region: 1-1254 (417 amino acids)
Cellular component (GO): cell surface
Source: RefSeq, a predicted model, not a curated record